This is a messenger RNA of Eriocheir sinensis (Chinese mitten crab), 1721 nucleotides long. RefSeq names its product glutamate receptor 1-like. Gene Ontology annotation, cellular component: membrane. The coding region runs from base 269 to 1678 and encodes 469 amino acids. The record is from RefSeq and is a predicted model, not a curated record. Lineage: Eukaryota; Metazoa; Arthropoda; Malacostraca; Decapoda; Varunidae. Gene Ontology annotation, molecular function: glutamate-gated receptor activity. The transcript is spliced from 11 exons.
GAGAGAAGUGCAUACAAGUUCAGAGUCUGACUACCACACACAAACAAAAGUACCAUCGUCUACCAGUCUACCUUUCUUCCUACCUGACUUGCCCCCUUCAUUCCUCAUUGCUUUACUUCCUCCAUUUCAUCCCUCCUUCCUUCCUUCCUUCCUUGCCCCGUAUUCUUGAACUUGUAAGGAACCCUCUCUCCAUUCCUCCCGUUUCCUUCUUCACGAUUUGGUUCUUUCUCUCCUUUCUUCCCUUCAUCGUCUCCUCAGCCUCCUAGGAAUGGCUCUCUCCACUACUCCCGCCCUGAGCCAAGCGGCGUCUCCUCGCUGCCUCACACUCGCGACUGACCUGAGUUACAACAUCAUGGAGGUAUAUGGUACGCCGGGGAACUACACCUUCAGGGGCCCCCUCAAGGACAUCGUACACAUAAUAAUGAAUCAGCUCGGUUACUGUUACAAGCUCCUGCCGGCUGCGGAUCGUACCUACGGGGAGUUGCAUCCUAAUGGGUCCUGGUCCGGCCUGCUUGGGAUGGUGCAAAGGGGGGAGGCAGCCUUCACGCCCACGGUAGUCAUGGCCACCCCGCCGGGAAUGGCCACCUUCAGCUACAGCGAACCCCUCCUGCUGUCUGAGUACAAUGUGAUGUUUGCCCGCCCAGGCCUGAUGCCUAGUGGGGACGGCUUCAUCUGGCCCUUCACACAGCUGGUACGUGGUGGUGGUGGUGGUGGUGGUGGUGAGCUGUGGGUGCUGUUGCUGGUGAGUUGCGUCAUCGUCUUUGUGGCCACGAUGUUUACUCUGCGAGGCCAAGCCGUGAUGCUGAGGGCUGCGGUGGACAGAGGAGGCGGCUUCGGCGACUCGAGUGACGUCGAGGAGAUGGAGAUGGACGGAGGCACCUGGUGGAGGAGUGCCAAUCGAGCCUUCCUGUGGACCUGGUCGGUACUAAUGAGUCAGAGUGUGCCGUGGACGCCGCGUGGAACCGCCGUGCGGCUGGUGGCGGGGAUGUGGCUGCUGUGGAUAGUGGUAAUGAGCGCGCUGUACCGCAGCAACCUGAAGGCCAUGCUCAUCCUGCCCAAGGUGUUGCUGCCCUUCGACAGCCUGGAGGAGCUGGCCGCGUCGGGCAUCCCGUUGGGCGUGCCUGAAGACUCCAUGGUGGAGGCCCUGCUGAAGGAGUCGGACAGCAGUUCAGUCCUGGGCAGGCUGCGGCAAAAUAUGAGGAUUCUAGGCGUGGAAAACUACGAGAAACACUCCGCUGACCUCUUUGGCGGAAUGCUGGCGGUGGCCUCCUACACCUCCACCCUCAGGAGGGCCAUCCACAGCGAUUUUAGUUUCAAGGGGAGGUGUCGCACCUACCUUAUGUCCCGCGGCUUCUUCGGUCCCGCUAGCCUCAGCAUGGUGUUCCCGCGCGGCUCGCCUCUCAUGGCCAAAGUGAACAAAAUCAUUGAACAACUGCGAGAGGCCGGUAUUCUUGACUACCUGCUGAACGCCGCUUACUUCAACGGCACCGAAUGCCUCAAGCCCAUCACCUCCUUCAGCCUGCCCUCGGAGCGGCCCCUCGAGCUGUUGGACUUCUACGGGAUGUUCGCUCUCUAUCUGGCUGGCAUCGUGUUGGCCCUGCUGGUGUUCCUGUUGGAGAUGAUCUUUGACCCCACCAAGCGCGGCAAGAAGAUGAGCGGUGACGGCAGGGCCCCUUGAAUGACCCCGUGACCUUCUGUUGACGACGAGUAUAAUAAUGCCG